Messenger RNA from Mercenaria mercenaria, 2034 nucleotides. RefSeq lists its product as uncharacterized. Gene Ontology annotation, biological process: vesicle-mediated transport. The coding region runs from base 137 to 1909 and encodes 590 amino acids. Gene Ontology annotation, molecular function: zinc ion binding. The transcript is spliced from 2 exons. NCBI's taxonomy places the organism in Eukaryota, Metazoa, Mollusca, Bivalvia, Venerida, Veneridae. The record is from RefSeq and is a predicted model, not a curated record. Gene Ontology annotation, cellular component: membrane.
AGCUUUGACAGGUCAAAUCAAUUGCACAAUAUAAUGAGGAAGUAAAUUAGGAUAUAUACACCGCCAUAUUUUUAUUGACAAAUUUUGUUCUUCAAGUUUUAAAAAGAACUUUUCCAGCGGAUAAAAAAGGUUUAAAAUGGCAGUAUCUGGCAGAAAGGCACCGCAGAAGUUUGCUUCCUCUAUGUCUAGAGGUUCCGGUGAGGACUUUGAAAUAUUCUGUCAGCCAUGCGACAGGGAUGAUAUCAGACUUCCUGCCUUCGGUUUCUGUGUAGAUUGUGAAGAGCAUCUAUGUGAAUCUUGUUUUAACCACCACAAGAGAGCUAAACCUUUAAGGCAUCACACCCUCCUUGAUAAGCACAACAUGCCACAAAGUCUACAAGUUUCUUCACAACCAGAUCCCCAUGCUUUGCCUGGUGAUCUUACAAAACCAUGCUCUACACACAAGAAGGAAAUGAUCAAGUUCUACUGCCAUUCCCAUAAUGCACUUCUCUGUAGUGUAUGUGUAACCCUAAAACAUCAAAGCACUGCCUGCCAUGUGGACUACAUACCUGAUAUAUCUGGCAAUAUUGUCAACAGUAAGGAGUACAGAAAGAUCAUUAAAGAGAUAGACGACAUGAUUGGAAUAUUUCAAGAUACAGCUGGAGACCUUAAGAAAAUGACAGAAAAAUCUAAUGCUUCUUUGACGAAAGUUCUUGCAGAAAUUAAAAAGUUCAGGAAAGAGAUCAACCAAAGGCUGGAUGCUAUGGAAAAUGAAGUUGAAAAUGCAGCUAGCUCUCUGAAAAAAGGCAAUGACCAAAGACUUAAGACAGCACAAGCAACAUGUGAAGAUGUUAUAAAAGACCUUCAAGAAUCAUCAGACUCCAUCAAACAACUUAACACAUCAAACAAAGAAGACACACUGUUCAUGGAAUUGAAAACUGCUGAGCAGCUAAUUAAAGAGAAUGAGAACAAGAUCUCACAGCUAACAACUCAUCAAGAUGUGAAAGAAUAUCACUUUCAGCCAAAUCUGGAUAUAUCUACCCUGCUUGAAAAUGAGAAAUCCCUUGGAACAUUAACUACAAAACCAUUAAAACCACCAGUAAAUGUCUCAGUCAAGAUAAAAUCCAAACAGUUUUCACACCAAGGAGAAUUUACUGUGAGAACAUCACAAGAUGAAGAAGAGUGCUGGAUCACAGGGAUGAUUCUUCUUACAUCUGACAUACUUAUUGCUGCAGAUUAUGCAAACAAAUCAAUCAAAAUGAUCAACAUCAACAGUUGCUCCAUCAUUGAUCAACUAAAACUAGAUACGAGUCCCUGGGAUGUCACAACAGUCUCAAAUGACAAACUAGCAGUCACACAACCAUAUCAAAAUGAAAUUCAGUUUGUAUCACUUACAUCAAACAGACUAAAAAGAAAAAACACUAUAAAAGUUGAGGGAAAGUGCUAUGGUAUAUACUGUUACAAAGGACAACUCAUAGUGGUAUUCAACGCACCAGCAAAACUCCAAAUCAUUGAUCUGAAAGGCAAAGUACUAAAAUCAGUCACUAAAAAUACAAAUAGGGAAGAUAUUUUCAGUGAUCCAGAGUAUGUUACAGCCAGCAGCAGCUCUAUCUAUGUAUCUGACAGUGGAAAGCAUGCUGUUAUACAGUUAAACUGGCAAGGUGAAGUGACAGGUACUUAUAGUGUAUUAGGUGAUGCUGCAGGUCUUGCUAUGUUAGCAGAUGGAUCAUUUUUUCUGAGUAAUUAUGUAGAUGGAAUCUGUAACAUACAAAAUAUAUCUAGUGACUGUACUAGAGGAGAAGUUGUGUUGAAGGAUUUGAAGAAACCCUUUGCCAUCUGCUGGUGUGAGACCAACAAAACCUUGUAUAUCAGCAGCAUUACACUUGAUGCAUCUGUAGACAACUUUGUUCAGGUUUACAAGCUGUCAUGAUAACUUCAGCAGGAAAUAUCUGCCCCUUUGCUAACAUUCCACACAGUAUAUUUAAAUAAUGAUCAGUGCUUUUGUAAAACAACCAAUGUCACUGUCUGUACAGUGCUAAUAAAGCCUUUUAAAAA